Molecule: messenger RNA, 1938 nt
Organism: Effrenium voratum
Lineage: Eukaryota; Dinophyceae; Suessiales; Symbiodiniaceae
Source: the annotation of a GenBank genome assembly
AUGACAUGGGAUAUUUCCCGGGCUUCCUGCACCUCGAUAACUCAUUCCGGCCCUAACUCGCUCAUGUCAGGCGCCAAAGGACGCAGCAAGGAGCCAGCUGCCUGGCCGGCCAUUGAUCAGCUGGCGGCUGUGCCAGUGAGACCCUAUGUCUUCUCAGAAGCUCCCAGCAGCAUUGCGGCUGGCAGUAGGUUUGUGCUGGAGAGUCGCGGCGCGGUGCCGAGGCCCUAUGCGCCCGGCGAGGCGGAGUUCUUUGUUUACCCGGGCCUCCUCACGGACAACGAAGCCUCGCAGCUCUUGUCCUCCUGUUCGCAGGUGUUGAGCGAAGAGAUCGGCAGUGGCAGGGGCCGGGAGCCGGAUGUGGACGGCCGGCCUGCCUUCGCGGUGGAGGUGGCCAGAGGAGGCAACUUCAACAAGGUGCCAGCGCUGCGGCCCCUGGUCGAGUCCGUGCUGCUUCCGCUUGUCCGCCAGAAGUUGGGUGCGGCGACGCUGUCUUCGGCCUUCCUGCGGCGCUUUGUGCCAGAGGAGAGGCGUUUCCUGGCGCUUCACCGGGAGGUUCGCGCAUGGGCUGUGAUGAGCGUGGCUCUGCAGGACUCGUCCGCCUACACAGGGGGGCUCUUCGUUCAGGGCUCGGGACGAGCGUUGGAUCGGAGAUUUGUACAGCUGGAGCGCGGAGGCGUGUGCCUUUUUCAUCACGAUCUUCACCACGGCGUCGACGUGCAGGAGGGAUCCCGCUUUGAGCUGGUCAUCCACUUCAAAGACUCCCCGCAAGCCGUGUCUGAGGGCACCUGCCCAUGGUUCAGGAAGCUGGCAGAGGCUGGCGAUGUUUCGGGGCUCUAUGGCCACGCCUUGGCGCUGGCGAGGAAGGGGGACUUCCUCGGAGCCAAGGACUUCCUGGACAAGGCAUGCGAGUCGGACGACGGGGACGCGCUCUGGACAGCGGCCGAGUGGUGCUGGGACCCCCCGCUUGGGUCCAGCUUGCAGGAAUCCCCCAGCGCAGCUCUGACCCUUUGGCGUAGGGCGGCGGAGCUGGGACACGGCCGGUCGCGGGGCCGCUACGGGAGCGUUCUCAUGCAGGGUGUGCCUGGCCACGUGCAGCAGGACAUUUGGGAAGGCAAGCGGAUGCUUCGGCUUGGCUUUGAAUCCGACGACCCAGAUGCUACGUUUCAUUUGGGCCAAGCGUUGCUACAGGACGGAGACAGAGAUGGCGCCACAAAGCUGAUGGCAGCCUGUGCCAAAGGACAUCCCAGAGCGUGCUUCCAGGUUGCAGAGAUGCAUCGGGAAGGUCAGCUCCAGUUCCCGCAGGACUUGCAGCAGUGCCUGCGGUGUACGAAAUGGGCAGCGCACCAGGGUGACCCCCAGGCUUUGAGCAACCUGGGCCACCUGCUGAUCAAUGGCGUGGGAGUCAUCAAGGACGAGGCCAAGGCGGUGAGGCUCUUCCGGCAUUCUGCAAAGCUUGGUGCGCCAGAAGGCAUGUUGAACUACGGCCUGGCACUUCUGCGCGGCAGCGGUGGAGUGAAGGUCGACUACCAGGAAGCCUUGGAGUGGGCCCAACAGUCUGCCGCGUCGGGGCACAGCUUGGCUCACCAACAGCUGUCCAUGUUCUUCAAUGCUGCGAAGAACCCCAACCCUCCUGCAAGAUGUGCGCCAUCCUCUAUAGAGGAGCUCCGUUCACUCGGCGUUCGUGAACUGCAAAAUUUGCUGCGACUGGAAGGCAUUGAUUUCUCCGACUGCGUAGAGAAGUCAGACCUCAUUGCGCGAGCGGCUUUGCGUUUGCCGGGUGUGACUGAGCCCUGGGAUGCUGCUCCAGAGCACACACUGCUCUUGGAGCCGCGGAGGCAGCGCGCGGCUGCGGCAGCAAGUCCGUCAAAGGACGAAGUCCCAACGCCCCAGGCCUCUCGGAAGGAAGUUCUGCCAGAAGUGUUCGAGCUAGCAGACUGA